GUCUGUCGCCUUGGCUAUAGGCUAGACCACCUGCUUUGAAAUGUGGGCUGUCAGUCAGUGGGUCCUCACUCAGUAGUUUGUUCUGUAGCAGGGACUUGGGCGUUUUCUGUGUCGGCUACUGUGGCUAACACAUGAUAUUCUAGUUAUUUUGCUGUUUGCGAAUUGAUUAGUUAGGCAUCGAAAGCUGAGACUUUUUACAGACGCGAGUCUGUUGGACUGUCAGCCUACAUUGCGUGUGCGUCCAAGAUACCUUUUCUCUCUGACCGAUACAGGGGAUGCGUCUCUAGAAAGCGUAGUUGGUUCCGUCGCAAACUUUGUAGUCCGAUCCAUCGUCCUUGGAUUUGGUGUGACUAGAAAUCGCAAACAAGACCGGACAGUUUGGUGCUUUGAACUGUUGCCCCUGAUCAGUCGCAGUUGUGUCGGUCGUUCCGGUUGGUGAUGUCGUCCAUGCCAGGAGUGCCUAACCAAAAAUCACGAGUUUCUGAUACUCCGCUGGAAUUCAUUGUGGAGUAUCUGUCCAAAGCCAAGGACAUUGCUGACAGUAAUGUCAAUGUCCCAGAAGAGUUGAAGAAUAAUCUACAGAAGGCACUAGACAUGGCCAGUGGCUUAGAUAGCUACCUGGAAAGGAUGACCAGCCAGGAAAGUGAGCCCCUGUCUGAACUUUAUAAAAAGACAGUGUGUCAUGACUGGGACCAAGCAUACAAGGAGGGGAAAACCAAGUUUCGCCUUCCAAAAGAAUGCAUCACGGGACACGUGGAAGGCCAGGUAUUGAAAAUGUUCGUGCACAUGUGCAAAGCGAAGAGAAUCCUGGAAAUUGGGAUGUUCUCUGGCUAUGGGGCACUGUCCAUGGCUGAGGCCCUGCCAGAAGAUGGUACAUUAAUUGCCUGUGAACUUGAGGCUUACCUGAUGGAAUUUGUACAGCCCAUUUUUGACAAGUCCCCACAUGGCAAGAAGAUUAGUGUGAAAAUAGGAUCUGCAAUGGAUAGCCUGAAGGAGUUGGCAGAGGCUGGUGAUCAGUUUGACAUGGUGUUCAUAGAUGCUGACAAAGGCAACUAUAUCAAUUACUACAAGUUCCUCCUUGACAACAACCUUCUCCGAGUGGGUGGUGUGAUAUGUGUGGAUAACUCUCUGUACAAAGGACGAGUCUACCUGCAGGACUCAAAAGAUGAAAACGGCCUGGCCCUACGAGACUUUAACGAGUCUGUCUCCAAAGAUCCACGUGUGGAGCAGGUGAUGAUUCCUCUAAGAGAUGGCAUCACCAUUGUACGCAGACUUCCCCCCUCACUAGCUACAUGCACAAUGAACAGGGUUACCAAUGAUGAUGUUUUCCGGGGCUUGAGAGGGAAGCCCAUCCUGGAUCGACUGCGUUUGGAUGGGAAGGUGGCGUAUGUGACGGGGGCAGGCCAGGGCAUUGGAAGGGCCUUCGCUCAUGCCCUGGGGGAGGCCGGGGCCAAAGUCGCCAUCGUGGAUAUGGACCAGGGGAAAGCAGAGGCCGUAGCAGAGGAGCUUACACAUAAAGGGAUCCCGAGUAUGGCCUUCACUGCAGACAUCAGCAAACCAGAGGAUGUUCAGAAAAUGGUGGAUGCCAUUGUGGCUAAGUGGGCGACUGUCCACAUAGCAUGCAAUAACGCUGGCAUCAACAUGAAUUCGGCCAGCGAAGAGACCAGCCUUGAGGAGUGGGACAAAACAUUCAAUGUCAACCUGAGGGGAACUUUCAUGUGUUGCCAGGCUGCAGGUCGGGUUAUGCUGAAGCAGGGCUAUGGGAAGAUCAUAAACACAGCCUCCAUGGCCAGUCUAAUAGUCCCUCACCCUCAGAAGCAGCUGGCCUACAACGCGUCCAAGGUGGGCGUGGUGAAACUCACACAGACCCUGGGCACGGAGUGGAUUGACCGAGGGGUCCGAGUCAACUGCAUCUCUCCGGGGAUUGUUGACACCCCUCUCAUCCAUUCGGAGUGUCUGAAGCCCCUGGUGCAGCGCUGGCUGUCAGAUAUCCCGGCAGGACGACUGGCUCAUGUGACAGACCUGCAAGCCGCAGUGGUCUACUUGGCAUCUGAUGCCUCCGACUACAUGACAGGGCAUAACUUAGUCAUAGAGGGUGGGCAAAGUCUGUGGUAGAGAAACUUUGCCUUUGUUCUCUCGAGCCCAUCAGAGAGAGAGAGAGAGAGAGAGAGAGAGAGCAACACACCUUCACCACCCUCAAGGGACUUUUACAGUAUGGCCAGUAAACUGUAUCCAAGGGCAACAAACAAAUGCAUUCAGAGGUGGUGCUCAAGGUUGUCCUCAUACCGAGCCAUGUGCUCCAUGCACACAGUAGUUUUCCUAUGGUACCUCUGAUGAUUCACCUCGAAAGGGACCAUUUGUUGAGCCUGUGGCGUGUCUUGAUCACUGUCAUUGUUUCCUGUGGCGUUUUGUCUGGUUUCUUUGGACCGACACAAAUCUUUGAAAUAAACUGUUCUGGGA
Messenger RNA from Alosa alosa (allis shad), 2460 nucleotides. RefSeq lists its product as uncharacterized. NCBI's taxonomy places the organism in Eukaryota, Metazoa, Chordata, Actinopteri, Clupeiformes, Clupeidae. Bases 439 to 2115 code for a protein of 558 amino acids. The record is from RefSeq and is a predicted model, not a curated record. The transcript is spliced from 11 exons. Gene Ontology annotation, molecular function: O-methyltransferase activity; oxidoreductase activity, acting on the CH-OH group of donors, NAD or NADP as acceptor.